UUCUGCUUCAACCCAGCCACUUGAACCAAGAACUAUCUUCAAACAAACAUACGUACCAUACCGGUGUCUCUCCAAGCAACAUCAUCAUGGCGCCAACAUCUCCGACUCCCACCGCCUCUGCUACGGCUACCAUCCCGUUUCUCUAUCGAAUCAUCUUGCUCUAUAUCGAACCCCUCUUCGCAAUCAACGGCGCUUUCAUGGUCUUCUUUCAGCCAGCCAAAUACGCGGCCAUGAUGACGCGCGCAUCUGUGCCCUACGAUGCCCCCUCGCAAUAUCUCUACACGCAGAUUGGGAGUGGAUGGCUGUACUUUGCCUUCAUCCAAGCCGUCAUCCUUCGGCUGUAUGACGAUCUUCGUCUAUGGCAGCUGCUCUGCGUCGGCAUGCUCCUCAGUGAUGCUGGGUAUAGCUGGUCCGUGAUACAAGGGGUAGGCGGAUGGAGUCAGUGGAUCAAAGUUGGAGAAUGGGAAGCCUCAGACUGGACCUUAUUUUGGGCAACUGUGCCUUUGGCAGUGAUCAGGAUUUUGGUUUUGCUUCAGAGUACGGCCGGAACGAGGAAGGGUGAAGUGAAGGUGAAGAUCGAUGAAAAGAGGAAGUGAAGCUUUUUGCUGGCAAACAAAGAUGACAAAUGACUUGAGAUGAUGGAAACUCAACGGCAGUAUAUGGCGAACAGUUGCGAAGGACGAGGGUUUUUGAUGUACGGGUAGAACACCGUCUUCGUGACCAACCCAUCAUCGGGAUUUGGUUUUCCCCCGUACUGCGGUGUCUUUUAGAACUCGAGGGUUUGGAGCAUUGGAGGAGUGGAAAGCAAUGUCAGCUUGAAUUGCCAUCCACAAUCGAGAACCGUUAUUUUUGGGUGCUCUCCAGGCUAAAAAGAGACAAAAAUCAAAUCAACCCUCGGCAUCGAUGGCCGAGCAACAACGACCCUGGAAGCCUAGUCAAGUAGCCGGGCUCGUCGUGGACAAAAUAAUUGAGACCUUUGACAUUAUACCUUGGGUGUACUCCCACUAUACAUCCAAGCGUCAUUGUUACACGUCUGGUCUUGAGUUCUAGGCAAUUCCUGGAUAGAAAUAUCCAUAUAGGACGCCAGCUGAUGUCUUUUC
Neurospora tetrasperma FGSC 2508 is the source of this 1100-nucleotide messenger RNA. RefSeq lists its product as uncharacterized. The coding region runs from base 87 to 596 and encodes 169 amino acids. The transcript has a single exon. The record is from RefSeq and is a predicted model, not a curated record. Lineage: Eukaryota; Fungi; Ascomycota; Sordariomycetes; Sordariales; Sordariaceae.